Molecule: messenger RNA, 631 nt
Organism: Stylophora pistillata
Lineage: Eukaryota; Metazoa; Cnidaria; Anthozoa; Scleractinia; Pocilloporidae
Source: RefSeq, a predicted model, not a curated record
CUACUGACUUUAAGCACGACUGUUAUUCGAGCGGACGAGUCAAGGCACGAAAAUGGCUUUUUCUGGUUUCCAUGUAUUCAUGAUUAUGGUGCACGUAGUUGUUGUAUUUCAGUCAGCAAAUUCUCUCAGUUGUAACAAAUGCACGAGUGAAACGUCGUGGGCAGAUUGCAACUCAAAGAUGAAUAAAUUCGACUGUCCAUCGGGGUCACCCAACUGUGUCACAGGUACAGCGACCUGUACUUCACUAGGUGAGGAUACAAAAACCGUCUAUUACAAGAGGUGUGGCGCUCCAGGAGAUGAUUGUGGCCCCAAAGCUGACGAUACUCCAACCUGCUCAUCUUCGUCAUCCAUAGGUUGGUCGUACUCGUCCGCCAACAGCUGCUGUUCAGGAGAUAAUUGCAACUCUGGGUCAUUCCAUAGAAUCAACAAAGCGGGUCUGGGAAUGUGUCUGGCAAUAAUCGUAUUGGCUCUACGUCUGAUACUUGCUGAGCGUUUCUAAGACAAUAUUUUCCUAAACAUGCUGUCGCUGUAUGAUCCAUUUUAAGAGCAGGAAAACUAUUAGAAUCUUGAUUCAACCUAACAUAAUUAAGUAGGUAGCGCACAAAAAUAUGAAUAUAUUGGUGGAAAAGAA